AUGGCUGUAAGUACUUCUAUACUUUCAAUAAAAGACAAGCACAAUAAUGAAUUUUAUGACAGUGAAUGUAUGCAAUCAAAAGCACAUGCUGUCGAAUUACGAAUUGAUCCUUUACGAUAUGCAGUUGUAAAUAAAUUACAAGUUGCCGUAGAUAAACCAACGAUAAGUGCAUUAGGCAAAGGUCUGAACUUUGCUAUAACACCUAAGCAAUUACCUUACGAGAUUGUAAUCUGCAGUAUCGAAGAAGCAAUAUUCCAAAAUAAUAUACCGAUUAACGAUGCAGAAAAAAUCCGUCAUGACGUCGCAGCAAUACUGUGCGAAUCAAAACUUCCACGCAGCAAUAUUACAAGGAAAGAAAGAAAAGCAUUGAUAGACAUUCGGAACAACAAAAACAUCAAAGUACUUAAAUCCGACAAACAAAACGUAGUUGUGGUCAUGUACACAUCUGAGUACAAUAAUCAAAUGAAAAAUUUGUUGAAUAACGAAAAAUUGUACAAGCCUGUAUCGUACAAUAACACAGCCAAAACGCACCAUUUACAGGCAGUUCGCAAAUAUCAGGAGGUUUUUACUACAGACGAGUUUGAGAAACUAGAUAAACCGGCACCUCAACAACCACCUAGACUAUAUGGUUUGCCUAAAAUAUGUGAGGAUAGCGUGUUAUUGGAACCCAUCUUAUGCCAAAUUGAUUCUCCAAUCUAUGAUCUCGCUAAACACAUGGUGCAAGCUUUACAGCCAUUAGUUGAAAAUUCGUCACGCUUUGUGAAGGAUUCAAGACAUUUUGUAGAGAUAAUCAAGGAUAUCAAAUUGGAACCUAACGAUAUCAUGGUAAAUCUUAACGUGCAGUCACUUUAUAUCAAUAUUUCUAUUAUAGAGUGUUUAAAUAUCGUAGAUCUAAACAUAUUGCCGUUGAGCUAUAUGAAUUUACUUGAAAUAUGUUUAUUCGGCAAUUAUUUUCUUUUCCAAGAUAAGUGUUACCUCCAGACUGAUGGAUUAACAAUGGGUAACCCUGUCAGUCCCAUAUUGGCUAAUCUUUGGAUGGAAAAGUUUGAGUCAAAAGCUUUACGUAAUGGUCAAAAUAUCAUCAAAGUGUGGAAACGAAAUGUUGAUGAAAUUUUCUGUAUUUUUACUGGGAGUAAAGCAGACGUUGAACAAUAUAUUACGUACCUAAGUUCCAUUAAUAAAAAUAUUAAAUUUACAUAUGAAAUGGAGAGAGACAGAACGUUGGCAUUUCUAGACGUUAAGGUAUCGGUGAAAGCAGAUAGAACUUUGUCACAUAGUGUGUACUGGAAACCUACAGAUAUAGGCAGACUCCUACAUGCGACAUCUCAGCAUCAUCCACGCUUCUUGCAAUCUGUAAUCACGUCAUUGAUGGACAAAGCAUACGAUCUCUGUGACUCUGAACAUUUAGAGCAAGAGAUAGACUACAUUCAUGAAGUGAUAAGAAAAAAUGGAUAUCAAAUAAAAAGGCGAUGUGAGCGACUAAAGACACGUGAACAGCCUCUAGUAAAAAGACAACCAACUUACAUGCCUUACAUCAAAGGAGUGACUAAUAAGAUUGGUUUGAUCUUACUAAAGGAAUACUCGAUACCAACGAUAUAUCAACCGGGAAUAAAAAUCAAACAAAUAAUAAACAAACCAAAGGACGACUCGCGGUUACGAAAACCGGGCAUCUACAAAAUAAAUUGUAGCUGUGGAUUGAGCUACAUAGGCCAAACGAAACGACCCAUCAUUAAAAGAUUCAAAGAACACCAAGCUGAUUUAAAACGUAAACAAAUUAAUAAGUCAGCAAUAGCCGAACAUGUGUUUUUAUCAGGUCGUGGUCACUCAAUAGAAGAUCAUGUUAAAGUUCUUUAUACUGAUCGCCGUAAUCAUUCCCGUAAUCAUUCAAGAAUUGUUCGGGAAGCAAUUGAAAUUAGGAAACAUUAUCCGUAUACAUUAAAUCGGAAUGAUGGAUUUAAAUUAUCAGCAAAAUGGAACCAAGUAAUUGAGAAAAUUAUUAAGAAAACAAGACCUCCGUGUAAAAAGUCUAUCAUAGUUAUGGACACUGAUAGCUUAGAGUGGUAA
Molecule: messenger RNA, 2064 nt
Organism: Spodoptera litura
Lineage: Eukaryota; Metazoa; Arthropoda; Insecta; Lepidoptera; Noctuidae
Source: RefSeq, a predicted model, not a curated record